Toxotes jaculatrix (banded archerfish) is the source of this 2014-nucleotide messenger RNA. It is a transcript of the gene wnt4, whose product is annotated as wingless-type MMTV integration site family, member 4. Gene Ontology annotation, cellular component: extracellular region. Lineage: Eukaryota; Metazoa; Chordata; Actinopteri; Toxotidae. Gene Ontology annotation, molecular function: cytokine activity; frizzled binding. The transcript has 6 exons. Bases 515 to 1573 code for a protein of 352 amino acids. Gene Ontology annotation, biological process: cell fate commitment; neuron differentiation; canonical Wnt signaling pathway. The record is from RefSeq and is a predicted model, not a curated record.
GAGCCCGCGGCGCGCAGACAGGAGAGCCCCGCUUGUCUGAGAGCGGGACCCGGCAGCGGGUGAUAAGUCUUCAGGGAGGAGGAGGAGGAGGAGGAAGAACCGCCUGAGAGCUCGUCCGUUUGGCUUCUAUUUGACUGCCUCUCCACGCGCUCUCCCGGCUCACGUAAACGCGCAGCUGAGUAGGAAAGCAAACAAGUUGACUGAGAAGAAGGGUCCGAUUCAGCCCGAGCGGCUUCAGAGUUUUGACCGUAUUUUUUUUUUUUUUUUGCAUCCCUCUUAUCCCCCUCUCCCCGUCCCUUCUCAGUGCGGAGUGGCAGAGGGAGGGACGGGAGAACCGGGCGGACGGAUCGCCAAGCUGUGCGCUUCCCCGGUGGCUGAUCCACUGGAUGCGGGAUGAUGGAUUAACAGCCCUCUCCUGACCUUGUCGCUUUUCUUCUUCUUCUUUCACCGCCGGUCCCCUGUCCACCUCGGGAUUAUUUCAGCUCUCACCGACCUCCCCUCCCUCCUUCUCGAGAUGACCGAGGAAUAUGUUUUGCGGUGCGUCCUGAUGCUCUGCUGUGCGCUCCUCUCCGCCAACGCGAGUAACUGGCUGUAUUUGGCCAAGCUGUCGUCAGUGGGAAGCAUCAGGGAUGAGGAGACGUGCGAGAGGUUACGAGGCCUCAUCCAGAGACAGGUUCAGAUCUGCAAGCGCAGUGUGGAGGUGAUGGAUGCGGUGCGUCGUGGAGCCCAGCUGGCCAUAGACGAGUGUCAGUUUCAGUUUCGCAACCGUCGGUGGAACUGCUCCACUCUCGAGACGAUGCCUGUGUUUGGCAAAGUGGUCACCCAGGGCACCCGCGAGGCAGCCUUUGUGUAUGCCAUCUCAGCCGCCAGUGUGGCGUUUGCGGUCACAAGGGCCUGCAGCAGCGGAGAGCUGGAAAAAUGUGGCUGUGACCACAACGUACAUGGAGUCAGUCCAGAGGGGUUCCAGUGGUCGGGCUGCAGUGAUAACAUUGCGUAUGGAGUGGCCUUUUCUCAGUCCUUCGUGGAUGUGAGAGAGAGGAGUAAAGGCCAGUCCUCCAGUCGGGCUCUCAUGAACCUGCACAACAACGAGGCCGGAAGAAAGGCCAUCCUGUCCCACAUGCGUGUGGAGUGCAAAUGUCACGGCGUGUCAGGCUCCUGUGAGGUAAAGACCUGCUGGAAAGCCAUGCCGCCCUUCCGCAAGGUGGGCAACGUCAUCAAGGAGAAGUUUGACGGCGCCACUGAGGUGGAGCAGCGCAAGGUGGGCACCACCAAGGUCCUGGUGCCUCGCAAUUCCCAGUUCAAACCUCACACAGACGAAGACUUGGUCUACCUGGACCCUAGUCCAGAUUUCUGCGACUAUGAUCCGCGCACGCCGGGUAUGCUGGGCACCGUGGGCCGCCAGUGUAACAGAACAUCAAAGGCCAUUGACGGCUGCGAGUUGAUGUGCUGCGGUCGUGGCUUCCAGACGCAGGAGGUGGAGGUGGUGGACAGGUGCAGCUGUAAGUUCCACUGGUGCUGUUAUGUCAAAUGCAAACAGUGCCGCAAAAUGGUGGAGAUGCACACCUGCCGGUGAUGGAAGUGGGAGCACAGAAGGCACUGCUGAUGAACAAAACAAACGCCCCACACAUUUUCUCAGUUACCAAGGCUAUAGAGGGAGUGAAGAGGACUUGUGAAGCUCCCUCUUCUCCUGCUUGAAACCACCCCAUCCUCCUACUACUGGUCAAUGGAAACAGACUGAGUGGCUGAGAGGUCGAAGGUCCUAUUCAUUUUAUGCCACCGUAAUGGAUAUCAGUAGUUUAUGCAUGGAAUUUCCUUCAAAGCUACAGAGGCAGUUUGUUUCUUCUCUAGUAGAGAGCAUCUUUCACUUUGUCUCCCUCCCUCACUCUCAUUUUUGGUUUGUCAUUGAUGCUCCUUAUUUUUGUAAUGUUUAACUUAUUUGUUGAGACUGAGGAGACUGACGGGGAGUGGACCUAGAAGGAGGGGACAGACAAAUGGAGAUAAGGGACAAACUGGA